ACUCGAGUACGGUACGGUACUCGUACAAGUAUGGGGCGCUCGGACACGCACCGGAUUUUUUGCCAUGCGGUACAAGUUGUUUUUGCGGAUCCCUGUUUCUGGGUGCUUCCUGCCUGCAAAGAGUUCCUUUGGUGGUAGCUACAGUAGGUUGGGGAGAGACAAAAUGGCAUGCAGUUAGUCUAAGGUCCCUCCCUGGUCCUCCCCCUGAUGAUAAAGCUCCAUUCAUAUUGAUAUCCCUCCCACCCUUCGUGCCCCUUCCUCCUCUACCACCACAACCACCACCACAACCACCACCACUACCACUGGUUACCAUUCUCGUACACUACAUUACCUUCUCCAAGCUCAAGUUCCGCUACAUAGCCGUGUAGGUAAAGUAAUUAUCCUUUCCUGCGUCAACCGGCCAUCCUGCAUCCGCAGGAGAUGAAAAGACAGAAGGAGGGGGAAAGAAAUUAAAAAAAUAAUACUGAAUGCCAAACUAAGGAUACCACUGGAUCAAUGUCUGCCACGACUACCACCACCACUGCCGCUCAGGGCCACGCCCAACCGAUUACUGCAGAAAAUAUUCUCCACCUAUUCCCUGAAAUUGAUUCAUCCCUUGCUGAUACUGCCACCAACGGGGGGGGCUCUGGAGAACUUCAAGGCUACGACGAGGAGCAAGUUCGUUUGAUGGAGGAAGUUUGCAUUGUGUUGGAUGAAGAUGACAAGCCAAUUGGAUGUGCAUCCAAGAAAGUUUGUGAGUUUUAAACUCGACCUAGCUUUCAAGCUUCUAGAGCUAAGGGCUAACCAAAACUACUUUAGGCCAUUUGAUGAAAAACAUCGACCUCGGACUCCUCCAUCGUGCUUUCUCUGUCUUUUUGUUCGACCCAGAGGAUGGCCGCCUCCUUUUGCAGCAGCGUGCAGAUGAGAAGAUCACCUUCCCUAGUAAGAAACCCUCAAUCAUCUCUCCUCAAGCCUUGAUAGACUAACCUGCCUACUUUACACCUCAAACUAGCCAUGUGGACCAACACCUGCUGUUCUCACCCAUUGGGUAUUCCCGGCGAGACCGGAGCUGAUCUUUCGGCCGCUAUCCAGGGUGUCCGUCGCGCUGCCCAGCGUAAGCUCGGCCAAGAGCUCGGAAUUCCUUCAGGUCAGGUCCCAUUGGACUGGUUCAAGUUCCUAACUCGUAUACACUACAAGGCUCCAAGUAAUGGUUUGUGGGGGGAGCACGAAAGUAUAUAAUCCAUCUUUAGCUAAGCGAUAAUUCCUACUAACCUCUACACAGUUGACUAUAUCCUCUUCAUACAAGCAAAGGUCGAUCUAAACAUCAACCCUAACGAGGUCCAAGCCUACAAAUAUGUCAGUGCAGAUGAGCUCCGGGAGAUGUUCAAGGAUGAGAAGCUCUCCUUUACACCAUGGUUCAAGCUCAUUUGCAACACGAUGCUCUUCGAGUGGUGGUCGAACUUGGACAACUUGGAUGCCUUCACGAACGAGACUCAGAUUAGAAGAAUGUAAAUGGCACCAUCCGAGAUCCACGUCGUAUAUUGGGUGCCGUACCCUCAACCACCUUCUUUGGCUGCUCUUGUUGUCGCCAUUCCACACUCUGUAUUGUAUAGGGUAGGUGGUAAUAAAACAUGAAUUCGACAUUCAUCCGAUUGUUUCUAUCGCGGGAGAUUUCUCCGUGAUGCCCAUGUACCUCCCACCAAUUGGACGUGGUCUCCACUUGUCACUUUUGCUAGCAGCCGAGACAUGAGGACAUAUUGAAACAUAGAUCGCAUAUCCUAGCGAUAUUUAACUACCGGUAGGAUAAAUACCAGUGUAUGGAAUAGGGGACCGAAAAUAGUGCCUUGGUUUGAUCAUGAGCAAAUACUGCUUCCCCCAAAGACUACAAUCACACCAUACUGGUAGCCGGUGCCAAGGUUACCGGUACAAGUACUUGAAUACCGGUACUCGUGGUGGAAAGGAAGCAUUUAGUCACUGCGGCACAAACGUGGCAUUAUUAUUAUUAUUAUUAUUUGCUAGGUCCUCAACUUUAUUUGCACCAUUAAAGCUGCCGGAGAAAUCGUGGCAAAUGCCCAAAAGCACGGCCCACGAAACCCCUUAAACAAAAGAAAACUUCUCUCCCCUUAAAACAAAUAAACGGUAGAAUGACAUGCAAUCACAUCACAAUCGAAAACAAUUCAUAGUUUAUGAAGCCAGAUCGGCCUGUCCCAUAAAAGGGAAAUCCCCUAACAGCAUAGUAAGGGCUCGGUUCGGUGGGGUCAGGCGUCGUCUUUGGGCACGAUUGCGAUUGCGAAGCCGUUACCACGCUGGAAGCCGAUGGCACUUUUAUCACUCGUAGUUUUACCUUCUCACCAAUCACAUACCGGUACCGUAGACUAUGUAUCAUACACCGGCCGAGCCGGUACUCUUGGCGCCAGUGCGUAAAAAGGGCUUAAGGGAUGACUUCCCCCAAAACACCACAACCGAACCAUACAAAGCAAGAAUUCUUCACGAAGGAGGAUGUCUACCCCCAUGAAUUCAUGAUCUACCCUUGUAUGCUCUGGGCGGCCAAAGAGCUAGGCAUUGGAGAGACGAGAGUAAGGAUGAGCAUCGGAUGGAGAUGGAGAUGAGAUGGGGAGAUGGAGAUGGAGAUGAGCGAGCGCGUGACUCGCGGUUUGGCGAUCCAAUAGAACGCUGGGCUCCUACGGUGUGCCAUACAGUAAGGUGCCCGGUACCACAAAUACCUCCAAUCACCGUACUUUGCAAGCACGAUACCACUAUCGCUUCCAUACUCGUACCGCAGUUAACUUCACUCGUGCCGGUAAUUUACUGUGUGGGUCCACCAACCCGAUCCCCUCCUUACUCGAGUAACGCCUCAUUUGA
Messenger RNA from Tuber aestivum (summer truffle), 2841 nucleotides. NCBI's taxonomy places the organism in Eukaryota, Fungi, Ascomycota, Pezizomycetes, Pezizales, Tuberaceae. The record is from the annotation of a GenBank genome assembly.